Messenger RNA from Acanthoscelides obtectus, 512 nucleotides. The record is from the annotation of a GenBank genome assembly. Lineage: Eukaryota; Metazoa; Arthropoda; Insecta; Coleoptera; Chrysomelidae.
UUUUGUUUCAGGCCUACCCCAACAUGCAAACGUCAGCAUCAACCCCCUGACGACAUAUCCACACCCCUACGAUAAUGGCGCUACUGAACUAUUCUUUGCCCUUUUUAGCAACGCCUCACCCCCCUGCAGCAUCCUAUUAUAUCCCGCCCCCAGCCCCUACGCAGGAGGGUCCUUAUUCCUAUCCGCCCCCGCAAAAGCCGUUUUUAAGGGAGGACCUUGGAGGAGGAGGAGGUGGGAGCGGCGCCCCGAUACCUCCCCCUCCCUAUCCCCCUUACGGAGCUCCCCCACCCCCUAAGGGACCCACUAAAUCCCAUUCGCACGCCAACGUCGACUACGGCGACUACGAUGACGAAGACAGUGGCGUGCCGGUAACCCCUAUUCAGGGUCCGAUAUUUAUAAAGAACGGUUCAGUGCCUGUGGUGCCGUUGUAUUCGUAUCCUGUGCUUAGUAAUGGUACUUUUGUGCAUAUACCGUGCGGGCCAGAUGGCCUUCUGGGACCCUUCUUAUUAUAA